Molecule: messenger RNA, 1999 nt
Organism: Rhodofomes roseus
Lineage: Eukaryota; Fungi; Basidiomycota; Agaricomycetes; Polyporales; Fomitopsidaceae
Product: carboxylesterase
Exons: 9
Coding region: 182-1786 (534 amino acids)
Source: RefSeq, a predicted model, not a curated record
UCCGAAUGCUGACCAGGACUUGUGACCGUCCGACCGCUACGGCCCGCGUUAUCACACUUGCUCCCUGUGCGUACAACAAGCCAUAUAUAUAGGCUAGACUUGCCAAGCGACGGAGUCCGUCCUUUCCGUCCGUCGAGAUUGUCUACUCUCGCCGCCUUCGUAGGUUACGCUUCACCAUACGAUGGCCCGCGUUCACCUGCAAGACGAGCUCAUCAAGAGCGCUGACCGUAUCACAGUGCAGACGCAGUUUGGUCCUAUCAAAGGAGGACGAGCAGCGAAUGGGGCGGCUGUCUUCUUGGAGGUACCCUACGCGCUGCCUCCUGGUAGGUUUGAAGAUCCAAAGCCUCUGCCUCCCGGGUUUCAGUACGAAGACAAGGAGUAUGUCUAUGAGAGCAAGUAUUGCGCACAACCCACGAACGAUGGCCAGGGCGCCGGUAUACCGCGUGAGGACAGGCUCGGGCUAGGGAAGCCCAGUGAGGAUCCACUAUACGUCAACAUUGUCUCCCCGCCAAACUUCACACCGAACUCCAAGUACGCGGUCAAAGUUUAUAUUCACGGAGGGUUUCUGCAGUUCGGCUCUCCACACGGGUUGAGUGCACAAGCGCCCUACGUCGCCGUCGAGAGGUCAGAAGUUUGGGUGAACAUAGGUUACCGACUAUCGGUGUUCGGCUUCCUUGCGUGUGACAACCCGAGAGUUGAGGGCAACUUCGGGUUCAAGGACCAGUGGCUUGCGCUGCUAUGGAUCAGAGACAACAUCGCGAAGUUCGGCGGUGACCCUACGAACAUACAGGUGACAGGGCUUUCCGCGGGAGCCCACUCAGUCCACCAGAUACUGCACCAUGCCUCUCGUCUUCCGGAUGGCGAACAGGCCCCAUUCCAAUCGGCUAUGUUGCAAUCCAACGCCAUCCUAACAAUUCCCAAAACACCAACGGAUCUCCGCCCCCAAUUUGAGGCCCUGUGUCGCGUUCUGGGGCUGGACCCUUCCUCGUCGAACGUCCUCACCCAGCUCCGAGACACCUCCACCAUUCCCUGGGACAAGCUCACGCAUGUCAUCGAGACAGACGCGAUUGGGACCGAGUUCGGGUCCUUUCGCGGCGCGCUCGACGGCACCUGGCUCGCCACGACGCCCGAUCCGAUGGCAUGGCAGCGCUCAGGCGGGUUCGCGCGCGCGCUCCGCGGGAAGGGCGUGCGUAGCAUCGUCGUUGGCGACCUCACCGAGGAGUGGUACCUCUACAGCAUCGCCCACCCUGUGAACGCAGCGGAGGAUGUGGUGCACAAUGUGCGACGGUACUACCCACACGACGUCGUGGACAAGAUGCUCGCGUGCUACCCGGCUCCCCCCGAGGAUGCGGACCAGAAACAGCUCGAGCGCUAUAUGGGAGACAUCCUUGCAGACGGGCAGGUGCAUUUCCCUGUGAGGCUGUUUGCGAGGGACUUGUUGAAUGCUGGGUUCCCGGUGCUCCGGUACGAGAUCAGGUGGACGCCGGAGCAGUACCGGCCGUACGGCUAUGUGACCCAUGGUACCGAUCGGCUGCUGUGGACCCUACGUCUACCUGCGCUGGAGCCGGUCCAGAUCGUCGCUGCGAGGACAUGGCUCGACAUCAUCGACGCGGAGACCAAGUCACUCGAAGCUGGCAUGAACGUAAAUGCAAGGGACCCGAAGAAAGUGCUUGCUUUGAAGGAGGACAAGACUGUUGCUUGGAAGGACGACGACAGGUGGGACCAUCUCAUGCGCCUCCGAACGGCACUUCCAGGGGAGAACGACACUGCUGUUGGCCGGCUGUAACUACUGAAUGUUCCUCUCUGGAAAUAGGUUGGCCCUUUCGAAGGUAUACAAUGCAUGAGCACGAUGCUUCCUUAUGCGAAGUGGUUCACAUUUGGUAUGCGGUAUACUCAAGCUCGAAACUGACGGCGACGGGACACCUCAGCGAUCAACGCUGAAUGCGUCUCCCACAUAAAUCGUUUCGGGUCUCAAAGCGAAUGCUGCCGUGAGUCUUCG